AUCACAGAUAGCCAGGUCACGGUAUUAAGGCUCUUCUGACCACCACACGUGCUCUCGUUUGGGGCUGGCGCCAGGAGAGACCACUAACUGGGGGCAUGUGUUACAAAGGUGGGUUGCGAGCGGCGAGCUUCUAUCAUUACCUUGAAACACACACCCAAACGCAACCGUACUUGAUCGGGAGCGUGUAAUGGUAUUGCUGAAGACACCAGAGAGACCCUUAGAGACACAAGCUACAGGGCAAAUCGAGACAGGGGUGACACACGGGAACGUUUAUUCGAGACCUGCAUACGCCAGAGAGUAUCCCCCAAAAUGAGCAAAGACACGGAGUCGUCCUUCCCCUCCGAUGUAACGAUGAGACAGAAGACAAGGGAGAGAACCGCGAGGACCCUAUGGCUGUGGGCAGUGCAAACCCAAAGCCUUGCAGUGCAUGAACACCAUCCAGGCACAUGUCGUCUGGCAGUGUGUCUUCAACUUCUUCGAGGGUUUUAUCGUUAACGGCAUCAUCAACGUUGUCAUCGUUGCCUUGGAGACGCGAUAUGCCCUACCCAGCAGCCUGUCGGGUCUCAUCUCCAGCAGCAACGACUUCUGCACAUUCCUCGUCAUCCUUCCUAUCAGCUACUUCGGGGAUCAUCGGCACAAACGACUGAUGGCCGCUGGGAUCGUCCUUAUGGCUCUUGGGAGUCUUGUCUUCGCUCUUCCCCAUUUCAUAGGAGGACGAUACGAGUACACUCUUUCCAACAACGGAAUGACAAACACAUCCUCUAAUCUUUGUCUGCCGAAUUCGUCUCUUUCUGAAUCCUGCCUCGAAACAAGCCAAUCAAAUUGGUCACCUCUCUAUGCCCUGUUUCUGAUUGGCCAAAUGUUGCUGGGAGUAGGCGUGCCCCUGUUUACUAUUGGUUUGACGUAUAUUGAUGAAAAUACGACGACGAAGAUGACCUCCUUCUACACCGGGUGGACCUUCUUCGCCGCUGCAGUUGGUGUCGCUGUUGGUUACGUGGUAGGUGGACAGACUCUUAGCAUCUUCGUCGACAUCAACACCGUGGAUCCGAGCAGCAUCCCCCUCACGCCAGCUGACCCCCAGUGGGUGGGGGCGUGGUGGAUCGGCAUCCUGGUCACAUUCGUCGCCUUCCUCCUCGUCUCCAUUCCAUUUCUUGGAUACCCGAAAAAGCUUCCAGGCUAUGCUGAAUUGAACCGGAAACGGAAGUCAGAGGCGCACAGUGACGGGGCGGAAGAUGUAACAGCUACACCAGGCUUUGGGAAGAACAUAAGGGACUUUCCCACUGCAAUGCUGCUUCUUUUUAAGAACCCGACCUAUGUUUUGACGUGCCUUGGAGCAACUGUAGAAGCCAUGAUCAUCACAGGAUUAGCAACAUUUGGGGCAAAACUGCUACAGCAGAAGUUCCAUGCCGACAUCGCAACAGCAGGCCUUAUUAUGGGUAUCGUGACUGUUCCGGGUGCUGGUGGGGGUAUGAUCCUGGGUGGGUACCUCGUCAAACGGUUGGAUCUGAAAUGCCGGGGUAUUCUGCGUCUAUGUCGCUUCUGCUGCUGUGUGUAUUGUCUACUGUUGUCGCCCUCCUUCCUGGCCUGGUGUGAAGACACUCCCCUAUCCGGCAUCACAACGUCGUACCAAGCCGGCAUAGACAACCCAGUUGGAGGUCUAACAUCAGACUGCAACUCUGGGUGUGGAUGUACUACCGCCGGGUACGAACCGAUAUGUGUCAACUCCACCGUCGUCUACUUCUCUCCAUGUCACGCGGGGUGUACCUCAUUUACAACGCUGAAUGGAACAAAGAUUUACGACAACUGUUCUUGUUUCAACAAGAAGCUACCCAGUUACAGUACCCCGAACAGUUCCAUGAUCACCCGGGAGACUGGGGCCAUGCGGUUGGUUCAAUCAGGGACAUGCGCAGAGGGCUGUUUCUGGCUCUACGUGUUCUCUGUGAUGUUCUUCUUCAUCAUGCUGUUUACCUUUAGCACGAUGGCGCCCACGGUCUCUGUGCUAUUCAGGUGUGUACCUCACAAGCAGCGUUCUCUAGCCCUGGGGCUCCAGCUGCUGAUUGCGCGGCUCUUGGGCACCACUCCCGGACCGGUGUUACUGGGAGCUAUCCUGGACAGCACCUGUGAGGUGUGGCAGUCGUCGUGUGGGGAGAGUGGGUCGUGCUGGGUGUACAACAACUACAGCAUGGCGUACCGGGUGUUGGCCUGGUGGGCGGGACUCAAGGUCCUCAGCAUUAUCUUCUAUGGGCUCGCGUCUAAAGUGUACAAAGCACCGCCUGAUGAAAUAAAACAUUAAAAGUA
Messenger RNA from Haliotis rubra (blacklip abalone), 2298 nucleotides. Its product is annotated as solute carrier organic anion transporter family member 4C1-like. Gene Ontology annotation, biological process: sodium-independent organic anion transport; transmembrane transport. The record is from RefSeq and is a predicted model, not a curated record. Lineage: Eukaryota; Metazoa; Mollusca; Gastropoda; Lepetellida; Haliotidae. Gene Ontology annotation, molecular function: protein binding. Gene Ontology annotation, cellular component: membrane.